AUGAACCUUGAAGAUGAUCCAGAACGCGUCGAGGCGUUUCGUCGUGGAGACCGAGAACUCCUGGCGCAGCUCUAUCACGCGCACGUGCCCGCGGUAGAGAAGCUGCUCAGGUUAGGGUUCACGUUCACGAGCCAGGGCAAGACCGUGCGCUUUCGAGGAUUUCAGGAACCGUUCCUUCUCCAGGAGAGCAUCCAGGAAGGAUUUUUACGCGCCUUCCGCGAGGAAGCGCGGCAGGCCUGGAACCCCGGUAAACCAUGGCGCCCUUACCUGUUGGCGAUCGUGCGCAACCAGGUCAUCGACCAGUUCCGCAAGCAACAGGUCGAACAACGCUACUUCGUGCCUCUGGCGCGGAUGGCGGGAGAAGAUGAAAGCGAGCAAGACGCGCUGGAUAAGCUCUCGAGCAGCGGAGAAUCAUCCGCAUCUCCAGAGAUGAAAGCCUUCCAGAGCCAGCUCGGCAAAAUAUUGAGCGUCUUCCUCGAGGAACUCGAUGAGGGAGAUCGCGACACGGUCCGCUUGCAUAUGUUGGGAGAUAUGACCCAACAGGAGCUCGCGGAUCACUUGAAUGAAUCGCGCAACGACGUUCGCAAGCGGAUCCGUGAGAUCCGCUCCAAGUUGCUACGGCACCUCAAGCGCGAGGGUGUGAUCGGCAGCCUGGAUGCGAGCGAAUUGCUCCGGGACCUCUCGGUCCUG
Ostreobium quekettii is the source of this 690-nucleotide messenger RNA. The record is from the annotation of a GenBank genome assembly. Lineage: Eukaryota; Viridiplantae; Chlorophyta; Ulvophyceae; Bryopsidales; Ostreobiaceae.